Rhincodon typus (whale shark) is the source of this 1480-nucleotide messenger RNA. RefSeq names its product serum/glucocorticoid regulated kinase 2a (gene sgk2a). Gene Ontology annotation, biological process: protein phosphorylation. The transcript is spliced from 11 exons. The coding region runs from base 58 to 1119 and encodes 353 amino acids. The record is from RefSeq and is a predicted model, not a curated record. Gene Ontology annotation, molecular function: ATP binding; protein serine/threonine kinase activity. NCBI's taxonomy places the organism in Eukaryota, Metazoa, Chordata, Chondrichthyes, Orectolobiformes, Rhincodontidae.
UGCAGAUCCUUAUUAGAAAGGUUUAACAAACACAUCCCUUCCUUUGAGCCUCAGAUCAUGUCAGCACAGAGUAACAUCAACCUGGGACCAUCCGCCAAUUCGUUUGCCAAACCAACAGACUUUGACUUUCUAAAAAUUAUUGGGAAAGGGAGCUUUGGAAAAGUUCUCCUUGCUAAACGUAAGUCCGACGGCAGGUUUUAUGCCAUUAAAGUCUUGGAGAAGAAAAUGAUCCUGAAUAGGAAAGAUCAAAAGAACAUUAUGUCCGAACGCAAUGUGCUACUGAAAAAUGUCAAGCAUCCUUUUCUGGUUGGGCUUCACUACUGCUUUCAGACAACGGAGAAACUCUAUUUUGUCCUGGACUAUGUGAAUGGUGGUGAGCUGUUCUUCCAUUUGCAACGAGAGCACACUUUUCCAGAACCAAGAGCUAGAUUCUAUGCAUCGGAGGUGGCCAGUGCCAUAGGAUACCUACAUUCACUCAACAUUGUGUACCGGGACUUGAAGCCUGAAAAUAUUCUCUUGGAUUCUCAGGGCCAUAUUGUACUGACAGAUUUUGGGCUCUGUAAAGAAGUAAUAGAACCAACAGGAACAACCUCUACUUUCUGUGGGACACCUGAGUAUCUUGCCCCAGAAGUUUUACAAAAACAACCCUAUGAUCGCACUGUUGACUGGUGGUGCUUUGGGGCGGUAAUCUUUGAGAUGUUGUUUGGAUUGCCUCCCUUUUACAGUCGAGAUGUAGCUGAAAUGUACAAUAACAUUCUGCACAAGCCGCUCCAUUUGCCUAUGGGAAUAUCAGCAGCUGCUCGUGAUAUUCUGAUGGGACUCCUACAAAAAGACCAAAAGAGAAGAUUAGGAGCUGAAGCAGAUUUUCUUGAUAUAAAAAAUCAUACAUUUUUUUCAUCCAUUAAUUGGGAGGAUAUCUACCACAAGAGAAUUACCCCACCAUAUAAUCCCAAUGUGGCAGGCCCUGGUGAUCUCCAGCAUUUUGAUCCUGAAUUUACUGAAGAAGUUGUCCCUAAUUCGGUGGGACGCAUUCCUGAUUCAACAAUGAACAGCCCAACCACAACAAGUGCAUUUCUGGGAUUUUCUUAUGCCACUACAGAUGAUAAUUUAAGAUGGUAAUUAAGUAUUGUUUGAUCUGAGAAAUUUAAAUGAAUAUACAAGCAAGAAGGUAAUGUCACAGAUAAAAUGGUUUCAGCACAAAACCUUCUGGGUAAAUUGGUGUUUGUUUUGAAUUAAAAAUGAAUUGCUUACAGUCUUCUGAAGAGUAUAGUGCUUACAAAUAUGUGUUUUUGAAACACUUCAUAGAGUCAGUCUCCCAUUUGUGUAUCAAUGUGCCUGUGCAACUCAAUUCCAAACAUGUAAGCACAUGAAUAUUUACACGAGUAAAAUGUCCCCAUCUCUUCUGUACCUGUUUUGCUUUAAUGUCAUGUAUUUCUUUGUAACGUCCAGCCUGUUAUAUACCUUGCUGUUUAUUUGGUUU